CAGCGGACCAGGGAUUUAAACUUAAAAAUGGAAGAAAUAGCCGAUAGAUUCGAAAACAUAACAAAGCAUUGUCAAUUCGGGUUAUUUUGGCCGAAUUCUGUUUUUCCUGUGUUUAUUGUUUAUUUUUCUUUCUAUAUCAUUCCGUUUUUGUGGAAAUGACAUGAUGUCAUUCUUUAAAAGCACUACAUUUCCACGGAGCUCCCAACGGGGAUCUCUCGCAGGAUUUACCAAGCGAAGACUAUAAAGUUUUCCUUUUUUCCCAACAUGAAACAUUUUGGGGAGAACAAGUGAAAAAGAGGAGCGAAAUGGGAUCCCUCAACUCAAGUGGAAUUGAUGCUUAUCCCUUCCUCUCUCCGAAUUCUUCCCGGGCGAAGGAUACUCAGUAUUCCCUGGCGACAAUAGCCGGUCUGGCGGCGCUGGUAAGCUUUCUUAUUUUGUUCACCAUUGUCGGGAACGUACUCGUAGUGAUCGCAGUGUUAACGAGCCGGGCUCUCAAAGCCCCGCAGAACCUGUUCCUCGUCUCCCUGGCUACGGCUGACAUACUGGUGGCAACACUGGUAAUGCCGUUUUCACUGGCCAACGAACUCAUGGGAUACUGGUACUUUGGAAAAGUUUGGUGUGGCAUCUACCUCGCUCUGGACGUCUUGUUCUGCACCUCCUCCAUCGUCCACCUGUGCGCCAUCAGCCUGGACAGGUACUGGUCAGUGACACAGGCGGUGGAGUACAAUCUGAAGCGGACGCCGCGACGCGUCAAGGGCAUCAUCGUGGUGGUGUGGCUGCUGUCGGCGGUCAUCUCCUCGCCGCCGCUCAUCUCCAUCGAGCUGCACCCCGAGCAGCAGCAGCGGGCGGCAAUGACGGCAGCGCAGCCACAGUGCGAGCUGAACAACGACACCUGGUACAUGCUGUCGUCCAGCAUCGGCUCAUUCUUUGCGCCCUGCCUCAUCAUGGUGGCCGUGUACGUGCGCAUCUACCAGGUGGCCAAGACGCGAACGCGCGGCUCCUCGGAGAAGAGGAAGAGCGUGGCCAGCGCCGACGGUGUCACGCAGACGCAGACGGAGAACGGCUUCAGCAAGGUGACCGUGGGGGUAGCGGUCACCGCGGCGGGGGUGUCGGCGCUCCGGGCCAACGGCGGCAGCGAGCAGCGGAAGAACGGCCACUGCCCGCUGUCGGCACCACCGACGCCCGCUCGCGGCCACAUGCCGACCACUGGCACCACCACCACCGAGGACCUGGAGGGCGAGGACAGCAGCUCGUCGGAGGGCAAAGGCGGGCGGCUGGAGGGAGCCCCAGUGAUGGCGGCGACGGCAGUGGCGGCGGCUACAACCACAGCCGUCGCAUCCAGAGCGACAGCCGAGCGACAAGGCACCGUGGGACGGCCACCGUCCAGCGGCGUGGGCGGAUACGGGUCGGAUGGAUGCACGGGCAGCGUCCUGUCGAAGCACGCCAGCCGGGCGUCGCGCGCCAGCUGCAAGUCCAUGGACCUGUUCGCCUCGCGGCGCCGCCGAGGCACGUCCUCGCGCAAGAAGGCCUCGCAGGCGCGCGAGAAGCGCUUCACCUUUGUGCUGGCCGUGGUCAUGGGCGUGUUUGUGCUCUGCUGGUUCCCCUUCUUCUUCACCUACAGCCUGCUGGCGGUGUGUCGCGAGGCCUGCCACAUCCCCGAGCCCCUCUUCAAGUUCUUCUUCUGGAUCGGCUACUGCAACAGCUCGCUCAACCCCGUCAUCUACACCAUCUUCAACCAGGACUUCCGCAGGGCCUUCCAGAAGAUUCUCUGUAAGUCUUGGAAGAAAUCCUUUUAGGAAACCAAACAUAUCCAUCAAUCGAUCAAUCAAUCAAUCAAUCGAUCAAUCAAUCAAUUAAACUAUCAGUCUGCUGGAAGACAAAUAAUAUAAAGUGUUGAAAGGAUUAAUUUGGAUGUCUAUGGAACAUAUUGACAAUCAGAAGUUGGUGAGCAAACGUGGGGGGUGGGGUAAGCAGGAACUAAGAUGGAGCUUAUACUGGGGCUCAUUCUUACAGCAGUGUAAAUAAACCAGUAAAGCACAGCCAAACAGCCAUAAGCAGCGAGUACUUCAACGCAGUCAUCUCAGUGACAUUGACAGCACUCUCGCUGGACCCAUAGCAGAGAGCGCUGUGUUUGCGUUCACAUCCGUCGUCUCCCAACAGGAUAUGGACACAUCCCGGAGGCAGAUCUGCCAUUGUUUUUUUCUUAUUCUUCAUGUGCAGACCGCUCCACACACACACACACACACACACAUACACAAACAUGUAGAAGUACGCACACACAUACACCUAAACAUACAAUAACAGAUACAUACACCGUCUCCUGUCCUCUCUCUUUGUGUCUCUCCCGCAUCUCUGUCUCUUUCACACACACACACACACACACACACACACACACACACACACACACACACACACACAGUGAUGCAUCUUUUAUUCUGUCUUUGUCUCACUUUCAUAGACCCACAGUUUCCCUCCCACCCUCUGUCUCUCUCUCUCUCUCUCUCUCUCUCU
Alosa alosa (allis shad) is the source of this 2511-nucleotide messenger RNA. RefSeq names its product alpha-2 adrenergic receptor-like. Gene Ontology annotation, cellular component: membrane. The record is from RefSeq and is a predicted model, not a curated record. Lineage: Eukaryota; Metazoa; Chordata; Actinopteri; Clupeiformes; Clupeidae. The transcript has a single exon. Gene Ontology annotation, molecular function: adrenergic receptor activity. The coding region runs from base 306 to 1796 and encodes 496 amino acids. Gene Ontology annotation, biological process: adenylate cyclase-activating adrenergic receptor signaling pathway.